Messenger RNA from Aspergillus puulaauensis, 240 nucleotides. RefSeq lists its product as uncharacterized. NCBI's taxonomy places the organism in Eukaryota, Fungi, Ascomycota, Eurotiomycetes, Eurotiales, Aspergillaceae. The record is from RefSeq and is a predicted model, not a curated record. The coding region runs from base 1 to 240 and encodes 79 amino acids. The transcript is spliced from 2 exons.
AUGGAAUCCGAAGUUACAAACGAACCUCAAAUCGACUACAACGAGGUUCUCGUCCAUAUCUCCACGAAUCUCACCAACGCCUUGAACACCUACGGGUCAUCCUCUGCGCAGUAUCAAACGGUCCUGGAAAUUCUCAAAGACUGUUUGCGACAAAUUGACAGGGCGCGGAACCAGGUGGCUCAGAACUUGGACCCCGAUACUCUCAGCGUCGCGUUGGGUUUCCUGGAGAUCGGAAAGUGA